Onthophagus taurus is the source of this 2258-nucleotide messenger RNA. RefSeq names its product integrator complex subunit 13 asun (gene asun). Gene Ontology annotation, biological process: centrosome localization; regulation of mitotic cell cycle. The record is from RefSeq and is a predicted model, not a curated record. Gene Ontology annotation, cellular component: integrator complex. Lineage: Eukaryota; Metazoa; Arthropoda; Insecta; Coleoptera; Scarabaeidae.
GUCACAAAACAUAAACAUAUGAGCGACAUAACCUAAAAAUGCGAAAAAUAUAUUUAAACUAAACUGUAAACACGACAAACAUUUUGAAGCAAAAAUGGCUUAUACGGCAACAAAUAAGAUGUUCCCGGCGAAUCACAAAACGGUGUUCGUUUUAGAUCACACUCCAUAUUUUGGAAUAUCUUGUGAAAGCACAAUCGAGUUCGAUUUUCAAAAAGGUCGAAAUACCUUCAUUCCUAUACAACCAAUACAUAAAUCAUUAUGGACAUGUAGUGUUGAAUCUGCUAUUGAAUAUUGUAGGAUUGUAUGGGAUUUAUUUCCUAGUGGAAAAUUGGUUAAAUUCAUUGUUAGUGAUAGUACUUCACACAGCUUAAACACUUGGAGUCAUUUACAACAGAAUACAAAUAAUAUUAUGAAUGGUUUGGCAUUAAUCGGAACUCCACCAUCUCCACCUCAAAUAAGAUCACCAAGAUCUUCAGGCGAUUUCACAGUUUUACAUGGGCUCAGAUCUGCUGUUGAAGCAUUAAAUGAAUCUACAGAUAUCCAACAGGAGAAAAUCAAUGAGGAAAGUGGUGUUAAAGUCAUUAAUAGAGGUAGAAUAAUUUGUAUAACUUCAGCUCGAGAUAAUGAAAGUAUGAAGAGAUUAGAAGAGAUCAUGCUUGGGAUUUUGGAGGGACAAAACGAAACAGCCAAUAAUUCAGAGAGCUUAAUUCCAAUUGAUCACUGCCAUUUGGUUAUUUUAAAUACAUUUCCCAUUAAUGUAGAGUCUCAAGUAUCUAGCCAUGGACCAAAAAUUCUAUCACCAAAUUUAACAACAGAGGUUCAUCCAGUGAAAGCUACCCAAAUAUCAACUAAAUUAUCUUCAUUAAUUCUUCAACAUUAUGAUUUGGGCAGUACAACUGUAACAGGUAUUCCAAUGAAAGAGGAACAAAACGCAAGUUCUUCAGCGAAUUACGACGUUGAAAUCUUCCAUUCAAGCGAUGCCCAUGCCACCAUUUUAAAGGGAACAACUUCUUGCGAUGCGACGACGAUAAAAACAGUCAAGGAAGGUUUUGAAUAUGAAACUGUAACAUUAAAAUGGUGUACCCCGCGUGGUUGCAGCGCUGCAGAGUUACAAAAUUGCACCAAGAUGCAUAGAAUUACUCCUGUGGAUGUGAAUUCUCGACCCUCUUUAUGUUUGAUUAAUUUUUUGUUGAAUGGUCGUAGUGUUAUGUUGGAGAUGUUGAGGAAGACGGGAGGUAAAAUGACAAGUCAUUUAUUGGCUGCUCACGGUGGGGAGAUUUUCAUUCACACUCUUUGUACUGCUAGGUCAGUAUUAGAAGAUCCACCUUCGAUAUCUGAAGGUUGUGGAGGACGAGUUACAGAUUAUAGAAUUCCAGAUUUUGGAUUAUUCAUUCAACAGAAUAAGCUACUUUCUGUGAAAUCGAAUUAUGGCGCUCAACUUCAUCCAGUUCAAAGAAUGAAAUCCCGUCUUAGCAGACACACCAAAUAUUGGCCUCUGACAAUUAGUUCGACUUUGAUAUUCAAUUUAAAAGGGAGUUUGGAACCUUUACCCAAAUUAAUCACAAAAGAAAAGCUCUUCGACGAAGAAGUAAAUCAAUGUAAACAAGUUAUCUAUAAUUUGUUAACUCAAGAAACGAAACACGAACCUUUAAAUCUACCGAAUAUCGGUCAAAGGGGAAGCAAAGGUGGUCAGAAGCGCGAGGAGCAAUACAAAUUGAUGUGGAACGAAUUGGAAACAUUAAUUAAAAAUAAUUUACACUCAGAAAAUCAUCGUACUAUUUAUAAGGUUUUAAUUGAAUGUCAUAAGUUUAACUUGGACGGCGACGAAAAAAUGGAAGUCGAUCAAAAUUUAGAGCAACGAGUUUCUGUAAUAAGAGCCACAACAGAUUCACCAAUGUCUCCACCACCAUUAACUACAAUUUCGGCGAAUUUAACAAGACAACCCAAUCUAAAAUCAGGGACGAAAAGUUUAUUAGAUAUCUACAUGGAAAAAGAGAAAUGUAAAUCAAGGCCUGAAUUUGCGGGAAUUUUAAAUAGCGAUGGUCCCGUUACUAAAUUGUAUUCUAAUUUAAAAACGGACGAUUGGGCACCGCGUGAAGGAUCAGGAAUUCAAGUAGAAUAAGAGUAAUCAUUAGGAAUAGUAAACAUGUGUAUGUACUUUAAAAUGAAAUACAUGUGGGAAUGUGAAAUGUCAGUGGGUGUUUAAUGUUACACUAAAAAUUAUGAAUUUGUACAGUAAUAAAUAAUCCUGACAUGUA